AUGAGCGGCUACACCAGGACCAAGUCGCCAGAUGCCGAUGCUCAGCGUGAGGAGGAAAUGCAGUAUGGCACCAUAGGUUUGACCAAGGAAGAGCUUGAGGGAAAGUAUCCAAAAAGGCCGCGUAAUCAUUCCAAAACCCUGCUUUUUUCUGAGCUGUUCCUCCAGCUCUUCAACCCGCUUAAUGAGAACAAGACGCAGCCCGCGGCUGGCCCGGCACGCAAAAGGGGCCCUCACGGCGCGGCGACGCUCUCGCCACAGGAACAGAGGCGCCACAUCGUCGAGAGGUUCAUCAGCAGAUGGCGCAAGGAAGUCGGCAAUGAUUUUUAUCCCGCCCUGCGCCUGAUUCUGCCCGACAAGGACCGCGACCGUGGCGUCUACGGACUCAAGGAGAAUGCCAUCGGCAAGCUACUCGUCAAGCUCCUCAAGAUUGACAAAAACUCUGAAGACGGGUACAACCUCCUGCAUUGGAAGCUGCCCGGCCAGACAAUGGCUGCCCGUCUGGCAGGCGACUUUGCCGGGCGAUGCUACGAGGUCAUUUCCAAGCGGCCGAUGCGCACCCAAGUGGGGGACAUGACCAUCGCCGAGGUGAAUGCGCAGCUGGACAAGUUGGCCGCAUCGGUCGGAGAGGCAGAGAAUCUGAGGGUGUUUGAGACGUUUUACAAUCGCAUGAACGCCGAGGAGAUGCUCUGGCUGAUCCGCAUCAUCCUCAAGCAAAUGAAAGUCGGCGCCACGGAGAAGACGUUCCUCUACCUGUGGCACCCGGACGGCGAGACGCUAUUCAGCGUGUCAUCCAGCCUCAGACGCGUGUGCUGGGAGCUCUACGACCCCGACGUCAGGCUGGAGCAGGAAGAAGCCGGCAUAUCGCUGAUGCAGUGCUUCCAGCCGCAGCUGGCCCAGUUCCAGAUGCCCGCCUCGUUUCAAAAGAUGACGGAGCUGCUGCGGCCGACAGAGGACGACCCCGAGUUCUGGAUCGAGGAGAAGCUGGACGGCGAGCGGAUGCAGAUGCACAUGGUGUCCGAUGCCGCUCAUCCGGGAGGGAAACGGUUUUGUUUCUGGUCGCGAAAGGCAAAGGACUACACGUAUCUGUACGGCGACGGCGUGCUCGACCAAAACUCCAGCCUGACGCGCCAUCUCAAGGACGCCUUCGCCCCGGGCGUGCGGAACCUCAUCUUGGACGGAGAGAUGGUCACGUGGGACAUGGCAGUCGACAAGAUUGUCCCAUUUGGAACCUUGAAAACCGCCGCCAUUGCAGAACAGCAGAACAAGUCCGGCUCGGACUCAUCCGGCCACCGGCCUCUGUUCCGCGUCUUUGACAUACUAUACCUCAACGACAAGCCCCUCACGCAGUACACCCUCCGCGACCGCCACCACGCCCUGGAAAAGGCAAUCAGGCCCGUUCACCGCCGCCUGGAAAUCCACAGCUACAAGAGCGCCACGACGGCGGAUGCCAUCGAGCCCAUGCUUCGGGACGUCGUGGCCAACGCCUCGGAGGGCCUGGUCCUGAAGAACCCACGCUCCAUGUACAGGCUCAACAGCCGCAAUGACGACUGGCUCAAGGUGAAGCCGGAAUACAUGUCCGAGUUUGGCGAAUUGCUAGACUGCGUCGUGAUAGGCGGGUACUACGGCUCCGGCAAGCGGGGGGGCACCCUUUCCAGCUUCUUGUGCGGCCUCCGCGUGUCCCGGAACCACAUCCAGGCGGGCGACAGUCCGGAAAAGUGCUACAGCUUCUUCAAGGUCGGCGGCGGGUUCCGGGGCGAAGACUACGCCGAGAUACGGCACCGCACCGAGGGAAAAUGGGUCGACUGGGACAGGAAGAACCCCCCGACCGCGUACAUUGCGCUCGGCGGCGGGGAGAGCAAGCAGUUCGAACGGCCGGACGUGUGGAUCCGGCCGAGCGACUCGCUCGUCAUUUCGGCAAAGGCGGCCAGCGUCGGGCCAUCCGACAGCUUUGCCACGGGGUACACGCUGCGGUUUCCCCGGUUCCGCCGGCUCCGUCUCGACCGCGCCUGGGACUCGGCACUGUCGGUGGACGAGUUUGAGGAGCUCAGGAAACAGAUCGACCAGGAGGCCAAGGAGAACGCCAUGACGGUGGAGGACAGGAAGCGCAGAAACCCCAGGCGCGCAAAGCGAGCCGUGGUGAUUGCGGGCCAGGACGCGGCGCCCGCCGGCGGGUCCCGGGGUCAGAGGUCGCACGUCUUCGAGGGCCUAGAGUUUUGCGUGCUCUCCGAGUCGCCGAAGCCGUACAAGAUGACCAAGGCGCAGCUGGAAGCUGUGAUUAAGGAAAACGGCGGCACGAUUUCGCAGCGCGCAGUCGCGGACGCGCACAUGGUUCUCGUCGCGGACAAGAGGGUCGUCAAGGUGGCGAGCUUGAUCAAGGGCGGCAAUGCCAACAUUAUUCGUGCAAAGUGGAUAAGGGACUGCGUCGAGCAGGGUGGCGAUUUUCUGCUGCCCUACGAGGAGGGCCACUUGCUCCAUGCGACGGAGGAGUUGGCGACUAUUGCAGCCGAGAACACGGACAGGCACGGGGACAGCUAUGCGCGCGAUGUCGGGGUGGAUGAACUGAGGGAGAUACUGGGCCGCAUGGCCAAGGUGGAAGACGACGGCUUUGACGUGACGCGCUUUCUGGGCGAGUUGGAAGAGCGGGGGGAGGGGAUUGCGGACCUGCGGGGGUUCAUGAUGAGGCGGUGUGUGGUGCAUUUGCGAGCAGCAGUGGGCGGUGUCGAGGAACUGAUGGGCAAGUUGGUCCGCCAUGUGGAGUACGCGGGCGGGACGGUGGUGGACAGCUUGGGAGAGGGCGUCACGCAUGUGGUGGUGGUAGGGGACGAUGCCGUGCAAGUUGGAGAGGUGGCGGACGGGGCCAGGAGGGAGGUGAGUUCCUGGGCAAAGGUGCCGCGUGUUGUGGGACACGGGUGGGUUUUGGAUUGCUGGAAGGAGGGGACGUUGGUAGACGAGGACGGGUAUGCGAUUCCAUGA
Molecule: messenger RNA, 2973 nt
Organism: Metarhizium album ARSEF 1941
Lineage: Eukaryota; Fungi; Ascomycota; Sordariomycetes; Hypocreales; Clavicipitaceae
Product: DNA ligase I, ATP-dependent family protein
Exons: 2
Coding region: 1-2973 (990 amino acids)
Biological process (GO): double-strand break repair via nonhomologous end joining; nucleotide-excision repair, DNA gap filling; DNA recombination
Cellular component (GO): DNA ligase IV complex
Molecular function (GO): DNA ligase (ATP) activity; DNA binding; ATP binding
Source: RefSeq, a predicted model, not a curated record